GGCUGCAGGGAAGACCUGUCCAGGUUAGGGCCCACUCAGAACACCUCGACAAGAUGGCCGGUCAGCGGGAGGAACCCACCAGCAGAUGCUGCUUCUCAGUCAUAUGUUUCUUCACCCUCUGUGUCGGUGUCGCUGUCGGCAUCGUCAUCGGCAUGUACGUCCUGUGUGACGAUGACGGCGGCGAUGCUUCACAGCCACCAACUGUCCAGGCGAAUACAGACCCGUUCAAAGAUGAUAUUUUACAAAAUAUUCUAAGCGGUGUGAACAAAACGAAAAUUGAAGAGAAUUUAAGAUGGCUGUCAGAGCUGCCCCACAUAGCCGGGAGAGACAGGAACAAGGUGUUGGGGAGCAGGAUACACAAGUACUGGCGGGAUAUUGGCCUCGACGAGGUCCAAACUCGGGAAUACGACGUACUACUGUCCUACCCUGACACUGAGAACCCCAACAUAGUGUCUUUGAUAAACAAGGCUGGAAACACGAUAUACGCUUCACCGAAGACGGAGAAAAUACUCACCCCGGAGGAGAACAAAACAGGAGUUGUCCCCCCUUUUUUGGCUUUUGCCAAGGCUGGAAUCGCUGAGGGUGAUCUGGUUUACGUCAACUACGGCCGUGUGGAGGACUACGUCACCCUCUCAAACAACUCCAUCAACGUCACCAACAAGGUCGUCCUUGCUAGAUAUGGCAGAAUAUUUAGAGGAGAUAUAGUUAGCAUCGCUACUCUGCACGGAGCUAGUGGCGUCAUCGUCUACUCCGACCCACAGGACUAUGCGCCGGACAACACCACCCUCCCCUACCCUCACUCAUGGUGGCUGCCCCCCUCGGGCACACAGAGAGGCACCAUUGAUGUGGGAGAUGGAGAUCCUUUGACCCCGGGGUACCCAGCAACAGCGACUGCCUACCGCAUCCAGGAGAGCGCGGUCGUCCCUCCCCUGCCCUCCAUCCCCGCCCACGCCAUCGAUGCUGAGGUGGCAGAGAAAAUACUCAGCUACUUGGCCGGACCCCCUGCACCCCCGGAAUGGAGGGGGUUCCUGAACGUCACCUACAACCUGGGACCCAGCUUCCGUGAUGGCGUACACGUCCGACUGAAUGUGUCCACCAGAAACAAGCAGAGCAAGAUCUCUGACGUCGUUGGAGUGAUACAAGGAGCAGUAGAGCCAGAUCGCUACGUGAUACUCGGUAAUCAUAGAGACGCGUGGGUGUUUGGAGCCAUUGAUCCGUCGAGUGGUACAGCCGUCAUGUUGGAGAUCGCCCGGGCUCUCAAACAGGCCAUAAAUACCACCAGCUGGCGUCCCAGCAGGUCCAUCAUCCUCUGUAGCUGGGAUGCCGAGGAGUACGGACUGAUUGGAUCCACUGAGUUUGUUGAGGAAUAUGUGAAGACGUUGACGACGAGGGCGGUGGCGUACCUGAACGUGGACAUUGCAGUCGUAGGUCAGUACAGCGUCACUAUUGGUGGAUCCCCUCUACUGUACAGAACAGCAUUGUCGGCCACACAAAAGGUGAAGUCCCCGAACUCUGAGUUCCAGACACUGUACGAGGAGUGGGUGACCAGGGAGGAGGCGCAUGACAAGGCCGGCAGGGGACUGGGCAGACCAAUAUACGGCAACCUAGGGUCGGGGAGUGACUUCGCCAACAUGAGGGGCCUAGCUGGGGUACCUAUCCUCGACAUGGGCUACAUCUACGACGUGACCAAGUGGGACUUAGGCUCCUACCCCUUGUACCACUCUGAGUACGAAACAUUCUACGCCGUCAAAAAUUUCGUCGAUGGAAACUUUACGUACCAUCGAGCACUCGGUCAGCUGUGGUUGGCCCUGGCGCUGGAGCUCACCGAGUCCGUCAUCUUGCCCUUCAACCUUUCUGACUACGCCGAGACCCUGACCCGACUCCAGGCGCAGCUCGUAGCGGAUAAAGGUGACAUCCUGGACAGACACUUGCCUGGAUAUGAGGCCAAUCUGACCCAGGUUGUAGACGAGUUCACAGAGGCAGCGGCCAGUUUCAUGGCGGACGUGGCCAACACGAAGACGUCCAACCCCCUCGUCGUCCGCAAGCUGAAUGACCAACUCCUCCAGCUGGAGAGAGCGUUCCUCGACCCCCACGGACUGCCUGGCCGGAGUAACUACAGGCACAUCCUUUUCGCGCCGAGCAGCAAGGACAGCUAUUCUGGAGCCUCGUUCCCAGGGCUGAUUGACCUCCUUAUCGAUAUCAAGGACUCCGACACCAACCAAUGGGAGAACGUCAAACAACACUUUUCGGUCAUACUCUUUACCAUCCAAUCAGCGACGUCGACACUGCGCGACGUGAUACAUUUCAUGUGACGCAGGAAGAUAUCGGCACUCACUUUAUGAAUAAAAUCAAUAUUCUUUUUUUCAA
Haliotis rufescens (red abalone) is the source of this 2367-nucleotide messenger RNA. RefSeq names its product N-acetylated-alpha-linked acidic dipeptidase 2-like. Lineage: Eukaryota; Metazoa; Mollusca; Gastropoda; Lepetellida; Haliotidae. The transcript has 18 exons. The coding region runs from base 54 to 2312 and encodes 752 amino acids. The record is from RefSeq and is a predicted model, not a curated record. Gene Ontology annotation, molecular function: carboxypeptidase activity.